Messenger RNA from Dendronephthya gigantea, 3262 nucleotides. Its product is annotated as hornerin-like. The record is from RefSeq and is a predicted model, not a curated record. The transcript is spliced from 6 exons. The coding region runs from base 340 to 3261 and encodes 973 amino acids. Lineage: Eukaryota; Metazoa; Cnidaria; Anthozoa; Malacalcyonacea; Nephtheidae. Gene Ontology annotation, cellular component: extracellular region.
CUUUUCAUUGCUCAGGAACAGGUCUUCUGACAUAUUUAACAAUUUUGUUUAUUCCAGCUUAUCUUAUCUUAAACAUGCGCUUAGAUGGCCGACUAUUUUACAACAGUACAACAAGAACAACUUAACCACAGAAUUCAAUGGAAAUUACUCACAUUCUUCUGUUUAGAAAAUUGAAGACUUACGUUGACGCAGAUUUGGCAAUUUGGUUGAUUAUGAAUGAUAGUUUAUAUUUUUUUAAAAGUGUUUAUAAAAAACAUGACAACGAAGAAUGCCCAAUAUUGUUAACGUCCGAAAUCCCAAUGUCAGCACAAAUGAUUUAAGGUGACGCGUAUCAUCAGGAUGAAAUCUUGGAAUCUCAGUAUUUUUGUUCUUUACUUUGUCCUAGUAAAAGGUGCUCAUCAAGAACAUCUUUGUCUUCCUGUCAAGAACGUAAAGGGAGAUCGUCGAUUAUUGGCCGCAAUCUUGGGCUAUAGAAAAGAGGAUACUGGCUUUAUCAACGACGUCCUCAGAGUUCACAAUAAGUAUCGUAGUAUCCACGGAUGUCCCCAGCUGGGCCAAUGUGCCCGACUACGACAACAGGCUGGUUUGUACGCACAGAAGUUAGCUGACCAGGGUGCUCGAGUGGCACAAGGUGAUCCAGGUCUGGAACCUGGAAUCGGCGAAAAUAUCUUCAUCUCAUGCGGAAAUGAAGUGUCUGGUGAAGCAGUUGUCAAUCACUGGUAUGAAGAAGUGUGCAACUAUUUUGACAACAAAAAGUCGUACAACGAAUACAAGCAUUUCGCCCAAGUUGUCUGGAAGGCGACGUAUCUUAUCGGAAUUGGUCGGCGAACGAGUGAGAAGUCGGGGGAGAAGUGUACAUACGUGGUAACUAGGUACAGGCCAGGAGCUGAGCAGGGUCCAGCUGAAUCUGUCAAUAUCCCAAAAGGCAGCUUUGAUUCUAAUGGUAUUUGUUCUGGGCACACCGCGUCUGGUGGAAAAACUGGAUCAUCAACUGGGACAGCUGGCUCAAACACAGCACAGAGUACUGGUAACGCGCUGCCUGAUAAAGGAUCUGUGGGUUCAGAAAAUAGUCGAGGAGGAAGGAUGGCAGGAAGUAAUGGGAUAACAGGGAGUAAUAGUAUACCUGGAAUCACAUCCACGGGGGUGUCCGGUGUUCUAGGUACUGGGGACCGCGAGAGAGCAAAAAACCCAGAGAACUCACAUAUUUCUCCGCUGAUUGAGCAACAUGAGACAGGAUCUGAAGGAUCACCAGAGGAUACUCCUGAUCAACAACAGAUGUCACCUGCAUCCCACUGCCCCCCAUGUCCAGGUAAUGAAAUCCAAACAGAGAGCUUUGAAACUUCAGGAGGCGCGGAGAAUUUACCCAAGUCAAAAAGUAGCCCGCUAAGAUCAAAUAGGGAAACUGAACAGCCCUCAAAACCUGAUCAACCAGCUCGUUCUACUAAUGCUGGCAAUCCUACCGAACAGGGUAAACCAGCUCAGCAAAAUAAUUUACCUGAUCGAAGUAAACCUGUAGAGCAGGCAAACCCUGUAGUACCUGAAAAUCCUGCUAACCCAGGCAAUUCCGAAGUUCCUGGAGACACCUCUCCUAGUAGAGGCAAACAAUGCCCCGCUUGUUUGUGUCCAAACAGAGAAGGAAGCAGCAAGGUUGAUGAACCCCAAGGCACGCAGGAAAACCAACCGCAAACUGGCGAAGAAAAUAAAGGUUCGCCUAGUCGAGGAAAACAAGUUGAACCAAGUGGUACUCAGGGACUCAGUGGUAAAGUAGGGACACAAGUAACGCCUAAGAACGUUGGGCAACAAGGGAGUGUACCCUCGGGGAAAGAAGGUGGUGAAGGAACAGGUGGUAAUGAGGGAUCUCAAGGGUCAUUAGCAGGAGGAUCUGAAGGGCCACGAGAAUCAUCUACUGGUGGCGGUGAAGGAUCACAGGGAUCAUCGCAAUCACAAGGAACAUUGGAAGGUGGUAGUUCUGUAGCUUCCCCUGGCUCAUCUGCUGGUGGCAAUGAAGGACCACAAGGAUCAUCUGCUGGUGGCAAUGAAGGAUCACAAGGAUCGUCGCAAUCACAAGGAUCAUUGGAAGGAGGUAGUUCUGUAGCUCCCCCAGGCUCAUCUGCUGGUGGCAAUGAAGGACCACAAAGAUCAUCUGCUAGUGGCAAUGAAGGACCACAAGGGUCAUCUGCUAGUGGCCCAGAGGGAUCGCAAGGGUCGCCAGCGGGAGGUAAUGAGGGAUCUCGUGGGGGAACAGGUACAGACAAACAGCCACAAAGUGGUGGAGUUGAAAGUGCCGGAAAAAGUGGAGGCGACAAGAUGGGUGGGGAUCAGGAAGGACAGACAGGAACACCAGGUUCUGAAGGAUCCCGAAGUAUCCCCGAAGGUGGAGCGUUCAUAGAAGAUCCCAACGUGUUUCAACAAAGCGCUCUAGAGGCGCACAACAAGUAUCGUCAGUUUCACAGUUCUCCUGGCUUGUCACUCGACGGUGAGAUGUCCGCUAGUGCUACCGAGUUUGCACAAAAGCUUGCAGAGUCGGGAAUAAAUAACGCCGAACACUCCCUGAAGUCGUCCAGAGUAGAUGAAGCUGAGAGCAUAUAUUCUGCUUGCGGGACAAACCCAUCCGGAGCUGAUGUAAGCAAGGAAUGGUACAAAGAACUGUGUAACUACAAUUACAACAAACAUGCUGCCAUCGACGCCACGAAGUCGACUGGACAUUUUACUCAAGUAAUUUGGAAAUCCAGCAGGAAAUUUGGCAUCGGAAGAGCUUAUGGUAAGAAGGAGGACAACAAGGAUUGUAUUUACGUUGUUGCAAGAUACAAACCACCGGGGAAUGUCGUUGGCUCCGAGUCCACGAAUAUAGCGCGCGGAACAAUGGAUGCUGAAUAUUGUGGACGUGAAUAUAUGGCACUUAACAGUCAAGAAAGCGAGGAGUUGUCGCCUGAAGACCAAGCAAAAGGUAACCAACCAGCCACUGAAGAAAGUAACCAACAAACAUCCGGAUCUAGAGAAGAGAACAAUCCAGAAAGUGGUAACCAGGAAGCCAUCACUGGUCCCUCGAGUGAGUCAAAUUCAGCGGAGGCUGGUACUGCGAAUGAAAUUAACCAACCGAAGGCUAACGGUGAGACCAACCAAGCAACAACCACUUCCUCUGGUACAGGAGGAGGAGAUGGUAGUAACAAAAGCAUCAAGACACCAUUUCUCCCGGGAUACUUGCAAAAAUCAAUAUUAGAGGGCAGUAAUAAACGCUACAGAGGAUUCCGAACAGAAUGAA